AUGGCUCAAUCUUCUCCCGCACCUCAGCCGAAGCCAUGGGAGACACUUUCUCCUCACCAGGAAGCCAUGAUCGAAGCAUGCAAGACUGGUCAGCUCCUUGAGCUAAAGAAUUUGUUCGACGAACACCAUGCCAAGGAAGGAUGCGAGCCUAUUUCUUAUUACCAAGCAAAACAAGAAGGUGCACCAGCGAGAGAUCUGCUAUUUAAGGCAGCCAUUUCUCAUGGGCAACUGUCAAUCGCCCGAUGUCUGCACUCUAUGUAUCCCACAUACGACUUUCAUAAUCCCUGCAUCGUCAGGGCGCUGGGGACAACGCGAAACCUUGACAUGCUCAAGCUAAUCCACUCCUACUGCCCUCGAAUUGUCAGCUACUCAUUCGAUGACCAUAGGACGUCUAUGAUGAGCUUGGCUAUUGCACAGGGGCCGGAGAAUGGACCCUUCAUUCGCUUUCUUCUAGAUCACGGAGCAAUAUCCAUGAACGAUGGCGGAUACCUCGUCCAUGGCGGAGCCGAAUUGUGCCCCGCCAUCGAAUACAAUCAACCGAUAGAUGUCAUCAAGAUGAUGAUCCCGAAGACUCGGUUUCUGAUAUCCCCGCUGCUGAUGGCAAUUGAUCACAAGCGAGCGGACGCAGUUGAGGUACUUUUACCCGAAGACCAUGCCAGGAGGAGACAAGUUGGCAUGGGGGAUUAUUUGCAGGAGCCGCUGAGGGCUGCGCAGAAAACAAAAGACAAGGAUACCAUCGCUGCAGUAGAGCGCUUCAUACAUAAGGUGGAGCAGCAAGAUGCCAAAGAGGCUGCAAAGAAACUACGAGCCUCAAAGAAAUAG
Molecule: messenger RNA, 822 nt
Organism: Cladophialophora bantiana CBS 173.52
Lineage: Eukaryota; Fungi; Ascomycota; Eurotiomycetes; Chaetothyriales; Herpotrichiellaceae
Exons: 1
Coding region: 1-822 (273 amino acids)
Source: RefSeq, a predicted model, not a curated record